CGUGAGGGGAAGGAGACGGUGGCGGCGGCUGUGGUGAUGGUGGAGAAGGAGGAGGGAGGCCCCGGCGGCAUCAGCGAGGAGGAGGCGGCUCAAUAUGACCGCCAGAUCCGGCUCUGGGGGCUGGAGGCCCAGAAGCGGUUACGAGCAUCCCGGGUGCUGCUGGUGGGGAUGAAGGGGCUGGGAGCCGAGGUGGCCAAGAACCUCAUCCUGGCUGGAGUCAAAGGCUUGACCAUGCUGGACCAUCAGCAGGUCUCCCAAGAGGACACCCGGGCUCAGUUCCUCAUCCCGGGGGGAUCCUUGGGCCGGAAUCGCGCUGAGGCCUCCCUGGAGCGGGCGCAGAACCUCAACCCCAUGGUGGACGUCAAAGCUGAUGCUGGGAAUGUGGAUUCCAAACCCGAGGAAUUCUUCACCCAGUUCGAUGCGGUCUGCCUGACCUGCUGUUCCCGGGAUGUGAUGGUGAAGAUCAACCACAUCUGCCACAAGAACAGCGUCAAGUUCUUCGCCGGGGAUGUCUUUGGUUACCAUGGUUACAUGUUUGCCGACCUGGGGGACCACGAGUUCGUGGAGGAGAAAACCAAAGUCGUGCCCAAAGCCAGCCCGGGUGUGGAGGACGGGCCGGACACCAAGAAAGCCAGAGUGGAUCCUUCCGAGACCACCAUGGUGAAGAAGCGCCUCAUCUUCUGCCCGCUGAAGGAGGCUCUCUCUGUGGAUUGGAGCGGGGAGAAGGCAGCAGCGGCCCUGAAACGCACGGCUCCGGAUUACUUCCUGCUCCAAGUGCUCCUGAAAUUCCGGACGGAUAACGGCCGGGAUCCAUCCCCUCAGAGCUACGCUGAGGACUCGAAGCUGCUGCUCCAGCUCCGCAGCGACGUGUUGGAAGCGCUGGGGGUGAGCGCCGCGGUGCUUCCCGAUGACUUCAUCAGUUACUGCUUCUCCGAGAUGGCUCCGGUCUGCGCCGUGGUCGGAGGCAUCCUGGGCCAGGAGGUGGUCAAGGCCCUGUCCCAGCGUGACCCCCCCCACAACAACUUCUUCUUCUUCGAUGGCAUCAAAGGCAAUGGCACUGUGGAGUGUCUGGGCCCCCCCUGAGCAAUGGGGGGGGUGGGUGAGGGGGUCAACUGGGGGGGGCCCCCC
Molecule: messenger RNA, 1128 nt
Organism: Pezoporus occidentalis (night parrot)
Lineage: Eukaryota; Metazoa; Chordata; Aves; Psittaciformes; Psittacidae
Gene: SAE1
Product: SUMO1 activating enzyme subunit 1
Exons: 9
Coding region: 37-1083 (348 amino acids)
Biological process (GO): protein sumoylation
Cellular component (GO): SUMO activating enzyme complex; cytoplasm
Molecular function (GO): SUMO activating enzyme activity
Source: RefSeq, a predicted model, not a curated record